AUGAAAGUCUUCAUCAUCGGUGAUACAGGGAGAGAAAAAGAAAGAGAAGAAUUCGAACUACUUAAGCCUGCUCAAAUUCGGACCUUUGAAAAGGCGAGAAGGAUCAUGGCAUACGUUGUUCGAUUCGUGGUCACGAUAGUCGCUAAACUCAAUACAAAAUGCGAUCAUUCAUUGACCCUGUCAUUAAUGAUAAAAUGCGAUCAGCCAUUAGCUUCAGAACCAUUAAGUGGAAAGGAAAUUCAAAGGGCUGAGACAUUGCUAAUCAAGCAUCACCAAGAAACAAAAAUCACCCCCGAAAUUAUUAAAGCACUGCAACAUCUCAAUAUCCUCAAAGUUGAUGAAGGGAUUCUCCGUUGUUACGGACGUCUUGGACGUGCUCAAAUGAAUGACAUGACGAAAUAUCCCAUCUUCAUCUUGCAAAAAACUGAUCUUGCAAAAACGAUUAUCUGUGAUUACCAUCGAAAAGGUCAUCCAGCAAUAAAUCAUGCAAUAGCGCUUGUUAGGCAAAAAUUCUGGAUACCACAAUUGCGCUCACAAGUCACCACUUUGAUUCGUAAAUGCCUGCAAUGUCAAAAGUUCAAUAAUCUGCCAUAUAAGUACCCACAACAAGAAGACUUGCCAAAAGAGAGGGUCAUACGAUCCUACCCGUUUCAGCACGUUGGACUGGAUUAUUUCGGGCCACUACCGAUCAUAAGUCCAGUAGGUCAAGGGAAAUGCUAUGGAUCUAUCAUUACGUGCAUGACAACAAGACUCAUUCAUUUGGAUAAAGUCUCCGACCUCACCACUGUAGCAUUUCUACAUAUGCUUCGACGUUUUUUUGCAAGAAGAGGCAUUCCUCAGUCAAUAACGAGCGAUAACGCACCUACCUUCGAAUUGGGGGAAACAACACCGAAUGGAAGUAUUCGAGCUGCAGAAAGUGAUCCAACAAUAACAACAGAAUUGAGUGACAGAGCAAUUGACUGGAAACAUAUUACGCCGUAUGCUCCCUGGCAAGGAGGGUUUUAUGAAAGGCUAAUUAAACCUGUCAAAUGCUCACUCUACAAAACCAUGGGAAGAUCACUUUUGUCUUUCGAAGGACUUUCAACAGUUAUUGUUGAGAUUGAAGGACUGUUGAAUACACGAUCGCUUACGUACAUAAGCAAUGACCUCAAUAUGGAUCAUAUCCUUCGUCCGAUCGACUUUCUGCAAAAAGACCUGACAAUACAUUAUCCAAUGGGAACUAUGAACGACGAACUGCAUGAUCCAAGCUAUGCUCCACCUGAGCAGAUAGUAAUGUUACAAACAAAAAGGCAAGUUCUACAAUCUUCAUGCGAACUUACAGAAAAAUUUUGGCAUGUCUGGCAAACACAAUAUCUUAGUGCUCCUAGGGAGAAACAUCUAACCCAAGUAGGAAAGAAGAAAGGUUGUUUCCAAAAUCCAAAAGAAGGAGCGAUAGUUCUCAUUUGCGACUCAAUACAACCUCGUUACUCCUGGAAAAUGGGAACAAUAACCAAGCUGGUUCAAAAUAACAAGGGAACAACACGAGAAGCAAUCCUACGCUUACCAUCACAACGUCUGAUACGACGUCCUGUGAGUCUUCUCGUCCCCCUCGAAUUGGAAGAUGAUUCCUUGAAUAAUCCAACUACCCGAGAAAGAAAAAUCUCUGAGAUCGAAACCAGCGUCUCGCAAUCACAGAAUACACCAAAAAGUACCAGGUACAAUCUCCGGAAAAGAAAAUCUAUCAACUACGGUAACAAUGACCAUGAAGGAUCUGCUAGGGAAGAAGGACGAGAAAAUGACCGUUCUCGCAAUCCUUUAUCAAUAUCCAUGAUGCUACAAGUUUCACUAGUAUUGAUACUCAUAAAUUUGCCCAAUGUAAUCAAUGAAUCUACGGUGAAGAAUGCAACGCGCAUUAUUCAAUGCAUUGAAGGUGGGGUACAACUUAUUUCUCCCGCACGAAAUCCCUAUGAAAUAUGCGCGGAACACUACUGCGUGCAGAUAGAUACACCAAGAACGGAAGAAAACAUCAGUUUUCCACCAGAAAUUACAUUACACGAACAUCUGGUACAAUGGAAACUCUCCGAAAUACAGAAUGUUCGCAUUGUUGAAAUACAAUGCCCACCAGCUCCAUUCUGUCAAUCAAUAGCAUGUACCUUCUGUGCAGUCAACAUUCUAAAUCCAGAAUGUUGGCCAAAGAGUGCAAUACUGGCGACUGCAAUACUAUUAUAUUUUCUGAUAACAGGAUGCUAUGUUUUCCUCUACGUACCAUGUGUAGUGGGUCAACCAGUUCGUGUACUUAUGAGAAUAUUUUGGAAACUCAUAAGGCUCGUUUAUCGAGGAUGUCAAAAACUCUGUAAAAAGAGGAAUUCUAGGUCAAUGACAAGACGAAGACUCCUAGCCGAAAUCAUAGCAAUAGCAGUAUGA
Necator americanus (New World hookworm) is the source of this 2403-nucleotide messenger RNA. RefSeq lists its product as uncharacterized. Gene Ontology annotation, biological process: DNA integration. The transcript has a single exon. The record is from RefSeq and is a predicted model, not a curated record. Lineage: Eukaryota; Metazoa; Nematoda; Chromadorea; Rhabditida; Ancylostomatidae. Gene Ontology annotation, molecular function: nucleic acid binding. Bases 1 to 2403 code for a protein of 800 amino acids.